AUGUUUGAGACGCUCAUGCUCGAAAGGGACAAAAUGUUGGCACCACAUCUAAUGAUGCAUGCAAAAGACUUCAUUGCUGGUCGACAACGAGCCGGAGUAGGGCCACAUUCCAGUUUUCCCUUCCACUUUCGACUAAAGAGCACUAUAACGGAUAUCGCUGCAUCAAUUAAGCCCAAGGACUACACGGUCUUUUGGACAUCAGGCCAUACUCAGAUGAAGGUGGCAGUGAAAUCCGUCCCAAAGGCGUUGGUAACUGCCAUGGAUGUUUGGUGUUGUCGAUAUAAAAUUGCUGACAUAAAGUUCAAGUUCUCAAUGGAUCCUUCCCAAACUCGACAAGGGACGGGCUAA
Molecule: messenger RNA, 348 nt
Organism: Pochonia chlamydosporia 170
Lineage: Eukaryota; Fungi; Ascomycota; Sordariomycetes; Hypocreales; Clavicipitaceae
Exons: 1
Coding region: 1-348 (115 amino acids)
Source: RefSeq, a predicted model, not a curated record